ACAGCCGCGCAGCUGACUGAGGGGGGAGAGGACGAGCGUCGAUUCGUGUCAAACAAAUGUCAAGUUUCCAGAGAGAAAAUGACGCUGCUAAGUCUCUGUUCAGAAGGCUCGAGUCCGCGGUCACUCCCAUCGUGUCCGGGGAGCACAGUCACCACCGGGACAGAGCACCGAUGGCCUCGCGCGUCUCCUUCACGCAGCUGCGCCUGGAGGCGGAGCUGGAGCGCUGCCGGGCCGAGUGCCAGUGGGACAAGAUGCCGACGAUCAUCGACCAGAUGAAGGCGGCGCGGUUCCAUGAGGACGAUGACUACGGGACGCUGCUGAUGGCGGAGGCGCUGCUGGAGGAGUGCCUGCAGGACAACAUGGACCUGUUACGCACCUCCACGCCUCUGAUGGAGAAGACCCACCCCAGGCUGAGCCGGGCCAAAAGCCACCUCAACACCAUCCUCAGCCGAGGCCUCCUCACCCCCAGGUACCUGAACGAGGCUCUACUGCUGAUGGCCAAAGUGCACUAUGUGCAGGGUCGCUACCGGGACGCCCAGGGAAUGUGCGCCAGGGUGGGGCUCGAGGAGCUGACACGGGACGAGCAGCCGACCUACCACCUCCGCCUGCUGGCCGAGGCCUUUGUCAUCAAAGGUCUGUCCCUCGACCACCAGACAGUUUCCUCUGUGUCCCGGGUCCGUCUGUCAGAGAGGGAGGAGGAGAGUCUGUCCUGCUACCUGCGGGCCUGUGAUGCUUCUCUGUCCUACCUGCAGGAGCUCGAUAAGACGGUAACGACGCCUCACACCAGGACAGCCAAAGCCAGUCUUCUUCCCCCUGUGGACGUGGACCUGGGCUACUUCCUGCAGGCUUCCUUACAGAGUGCUUACCUCUGUCUGCUGCAGCGGGGUCAUCUGGCGCAGGGUGCUCACCAGCUGCGUAGAGUGCUGAGGGUUGUGGAGUCACGGGGGUCUCAGAGCUUCAGGAAGUCUGCAGCGAGGAAGCUGGCAGAGGUGCUGCUGGGUGCUGUGAGUGAGGACAGCUACUGGCCCCCGCUGGGCCCCCCACCCUCUGCCUGGCUGCACAGAGAGGGAGCCGCCGUCUCCAAAGACGCCACCUACCCCACCGUUAGACCGCCACAACGUUACAGCACGGACUGCUUCUGUCCUCAGGACGUGCUGGAGGAGGCUGUGUUGCUGCUGCUCAUCACAGAGUCUAUGGCCAGCGGCGAGGCGGUGAUCAGCCGUCUGCCGGACCAGGCCGAGGCUCGCGAGGCCAGCCUGCAGAAUGCCAACUCCGUCUACGACCUGCUCACCAUCGGCAUGGCCAGGAGGGGGCAGUACGGCAUGCUUUCUGAGUGUCUGGAGCGAGCCAUGAAGUUUUCAUUCAACGAGUUCCACCUCUGGCACCAGCUGGGCCUGUCACUCAUGGCGGCCGGGAAGGGGGUUGGUGCUGUGUCUGUAUUUAAGGAGUGUGCCAGGAUGAGACCGCAGGACCCCUCAUUGCCCCUAUUGGCUGCUAAAGUCUGCAUUGGUCAACUGCACUGGUUUGAGGAAGCGGAGGCUCUGUCGCAGAGUGUGGCGUCCAUGGGGGAAGAAGCCGGAGAACUUCUACCUCGGGCCUACCUGUCCCUGGGACUGUGCUACAGUUUACAGGCCUCUGAUGCAACUCUGAAAGCUGAUCGGGAUGAAUUCCACAAAAAAGCACUGCGAGUUUUGAGCAAAGCUCACUCAUUAGACCCCCAGGAUGCUCAGAUUGCCAUGUACCUGGCUCUGCAGCUGGCACUUGUACGACAGGUGUCAGCUGCCAUAGAGCCCCUGCAGGCGGCUUUAAGUCUCCGCGGGGACGACUUGCACUCCCUCCACCUGCUGACUCUGCUGCUGAGCGCGCAAAAACACCAUCGUCACGCCCUGGACACCCUGGGCCUCGCCCUCAGCCAGCACCCCGGCAACUUCAAUCUGCUGUUCACAAAGGUGAAGUUAGAAGAGGCCCUUUUCGGACCGGCGGCAGCUCUGCGGACCUGUGAAGAGAUGCUGCAACAGUGGUUGAGCCGCUAUGAUGUCAGCCGCUCCAGUGAGACAGAUGACAGCAGCAGCAUACCGAUGGCCGAGCGGACCGAGGUCAGCCCUGGACCCAGGAAACCCUCCAUCCACCUGACCCUGCCCAACUUCCAGGACGCCUCGACUGGUUCUCUGAGCCCUUCAUCGGUUGCAGUGUCUCGUCUGGAGGCUGCGCUCUCGGAGGUGUCGGACCUCAGCUCCGUGCGUCGCCAUGGACCCACUUACAUCUGGACCACCCUAGAACGCAUUUGGCUGCAGGCUGGGGAGUUGUUCAUGGGGGACGGACGGCUAAAGGAGGCCCAGUUCUGCAUAGCCGAGGCCGGCUCGGUCUCUCCCAACUCGUACUCAGUGCUGCUGCAGCGGGGCCGCCUGGCCGAGCUCCGGGGCCAACUCGACGACGCCAAAGGCCUGUAUGACGAAGCCCUGGCCAUCCAUCCCACAGAAGAAAGGACACUAGUGCAAAUGGGCCGUCUGCUGGUGAAAACCGAGCGCGCCCACCUGGGGGAGAAGGUCCUGCGUGACGCGGUUCAGGUCCACAGCACCUCUCACGAGGCAUGGAGUGGUCUCGGAGAGGCCCUGCAGGCUCGGGGCUCCAGCCAGGCCCCCGACUGCUUCCUGACUGCCCUGGAGCUGGAGGCCUCCUGCCCCAUCCGGCCCUUCAACAUCAUCCCCAGGGAACUGUAAAUGGGCCUUGGCGGGGGUUGUAGGUUUGGGUUAAACCGCAACAGUGAAAAGCAGUGCAAGGAGGAAAACUCCUCGGUUAAAUGGAAAGUUUGACAUUUCUUUUGGAAAUAGGCCUGUUUCAUUGUCUUGCCGAGAGCUUGAUCAGAACGUUGAUGCCACUGAUGACUGUCUAUUGAACAUUAGGCUGCGCCCAGAGGACAGCUAGCUUAGCAUACACCAUUCUAAAAACAAUGUCGUUGGUGAACUUAACUACGUAGGCAGAGAUUUUGUUGCUCUUGGACAUGACAGCUGUUUCUUUAAAUGCUAGGCUAAGAGCAGCAGGAUGUACCUUUAUACAUCCCUAGCAGGUAUGAAUGUGACAAUGUACAUCUCCUAUGGAGCUAUAGGUACAGAAGCCAUAGCUCUUGUGUAAUUAGUGACUAAUGAGUAACACUCGUAAUAAUCUGAAUCAAUGGCUGUUUAAUGAUCCAUCAACAGCAGAUGUGUGCGGGUUACAUCUUUAAGAUCGUAUGUUGUGUCAUGUGUGGAGAUGAAUAGAUUAUGUACAGGCUGUCAGCAACACUAGUGGCUCCACUUCAUCUUCAUUUUAGCCUUUGAUAUAUUUUUGAUGAUCUCAUUGAUUGAUACAACUUUCAUGUGCACACAAAAAAAACCAACCUGUCUUCUUCAAAUGAGAGCUCGUCCAUUUUCUUGCAGGGAUAAACUCCUUCUGUGUGUUUUCAUCAUGUGCGUGUUUCCAUGCAGCUUGUCUUUAUAUUAUGUAUCUUUUAACAUCCCUGUGUGUUGUUAUCAGUCGCUGCUCUGUUUGUCUGUAGGCUCCUGUAAGCGACUCAUUCGCUCAUAACUUGUGUGUUGUUUUUUUGGUCUUUUUUGUCAUGUGCUCAUUAUGCUCACCAUUAUAAACAGCAACGGCUUUUAAAAAUCA
Messenger RNA from Gasterosteus aculeatus aculeatus (three-spined stickleback), 3645 nucleotides. It is a transcript of the gene ttc7a, whose product is annotated as tetratricopeptide repeat domain 7A. NCBI's taxonomy places the organism in Eukaryota, Metazoa, Chordata, Actinopteri, Perciformes, Gasterosteidae. The record is from RefSeq and is a predicted model, not a curated record. Gene Ontology annotation, biological process: phosphatidylinositol phosphate biosynthetic process; protein localization to plasma membrane. Gene Ontology annotation, molecular function: protein binding. Gene Ontology annotation, cellular component: plasma membrane.